CACUGCGCAGUCAAUGAGAAUGUCAGCCGCUUGUACCACACACCGUCAAUAAGAUUGUCAAUAUUUUAAUUUUUAGGUUAAAAUUAAAAUAACGCGAAACUUGAUAAGUUAAAUUAAAAUGGAUUAUUUCAUUUAUAAAUUUCCAAAGAAAAUUCCUAAACAUAUUGUAUGGACAAGUUCAAUUGCAGCAAGUAUCGGAAUAGCAUGUCUUAUAAAAGAAUGGGUUGGCGGCAAGAGAUAUCCCUCAAACAUUGAUGCAAAGGACAAAGUAGUUGUAAUAACUGGGGCUAAUACUGGAAUUGGUAAAGAGACAGCAUGGGAACUGGCAAGGAGAGAUGCCAAAGUAUAUAUGGCAUGUAGGGAUAUGAAGAAGUGUGAGGAGACCAGGGAGGAAAUUGUACUUGACACUAAGAACAAGUUUGUUUACUGCAAAGCAUGUGACUUAGCAUCAUUGGCAUCCAUUGAACAAUUUGUCAAGCAAUUUAGUAAAGAAGAGAAAAUAGAUGUGCUUAUUAAUAAUGCUGGUGUUAUGAGAGUGAAAAAACAUACUAAGACACAGGACGGUUUUGAAAUGCAACUGGGUGUAAACCAUCUGGGACAUUUUUACUUGACAAAUUUAUUAAUGCCUAAAUUAAAGGCUGCAAUAUCUGCAAGAAUAAUUAAUGUGUCCAGUAUUGCACACUUAAGAGGGGCUAUUAACAAGAAUGAUUUAAACCUAGAGCAAAAAUAUGAUCCUGGUGACGCUUACGCACAAAGCAAACUUGCAAAUGUUUUGUUCACACGGGAGUUGAGCAAACAAUUGAAAAAUACAAAUAUUACAGUGAAUGCUGUCCAUCCAGGAAUGGUGGAUACUGAAAUCAUUAGGCACAUGGGUUUUUUUAAUAGUUGGUUUUCUACAAUCUUUCUGAAGCCGCUAGUUUGGCCUUUUAUAAAGAGUCCACGACAGGGAUGUCAAACUAUUGUAUAUCUAGCCCUUGAUCCCGAAGUUCAAAAAGUGUCCGGACAAUAUUUCCAAGAUUAUGUUGACAAAACCUCUCCAGUGGCGCAAGAUGAAAACUUGUCAAAAUGGUUGUGGUUGGUAAGUGAAAAGUGGACAAGAGCAAAAUUUCAAGUAGCAUGAUACUUAUUCAUGUAUUAAUUUAGUAAAUGAAUGAAUAAAACCUGUAAAAAAUUUGUAUACAGAUAAUAACGAAAAAUACAUUUGUCAAUACAUUA
Messenger RNA from Dalotia coriaria, 1215 nucleotides. RefSeq names its product retinol dehydrogenase 13-like. The record is from RefSeq and is a predicted model, not a curated record. NCBI's taxonomy places the organism in Eukaryota, Metazoa, Arthropoda, Insecta, Coleoptera, Staphylinidae.